AUGGAUUUUUCAGAAAACCAAGACUUUGAGCCAGUGCAGUAUUGUUUUUAUUCUGGGAAUACAUCCUGCCCAAAAGCAGUUAGGUCAAUGGCCUUUUAUGUGAUUAUUUACAUUUUUGCAGCAGCAUCCGUGAUGUUGACAAUCUGUGGGAAUCUUGUGGUGAUCAUUUCGAUCUCCCACUUCAAGCAACUCCACACACCAACAAAUCUUCACGUGCUGUCUCUUGCUGUCGCAGAUUUUCUAAUUGGUCUGAUUGUGAUGCCUUUCACCAUUAUUCAAACAAUUGAAACCUGCUGGUAUUUUGGGGACAUAUUUUGCUUUGUUCAUACAGUAUUUUAUCUUGUGUUAACCUCAGCUUCUAUUAGCAGUUUGGUAUUUAUAGCUAUAGAUCGUUACUUUGCUGUAUGUCAUCCAUUUAUGUAUACCCAUAAAAUAACAAUAACUGUCACAUGGUGUUUUAUUGGACUUAGCUGGUUGUUAUCAAUGGUUUACACUUGGGCAAUUUUAUUUUUUAAAGGAAAUGUUGAUGGUGUUACUGACCUAAAUGCCUGUCCUGGAGACUGUGUUUUUGCAUAUAAUGCAACAUGGGGAGUAGUGGACCUGUUCAUGACAUUGCUUCUUCCUUUUUUCUUAGUGGUUUCAUUUUAUACAAAUAUUUUUAUUGUUGCCAGACGACAUGCAAGGCUAAUUAAUUCAAUGUCACAACAAAUCUCAUCUAUUGAAGGAAAUAAAGAAAAUAUAUCCAAAAGAUCUGAAAGAAAAGCUGCAAAAACAUUAGGAAUUGUAAUAUUUGUUUUUUUCCUUUGUUGGGUACCUUACUAUAUCUGUACUUUAAUUGUUCCCAAUAUGUAUAUUUCUAAUCCAUCUCUGGCUAUUCAUGUGCUGAGCUGGGUGAGUUACUUUAAUUCAAGUUUGAAUCCAAUUAUUUAUGCAUUGUUUUAUCCUUGGUUUCAAAAAUCUUUGAAACUCAUAGUGACUUUUAAAAUUUGUAGUCCUUCUUCUUCACUAAUAAACUUAUUUCCUGAAAAUUAG
Erpetoichthys calabaricus (reedfish) is the source of this 1032-nucleotide messenger RNA. Its product is annotated as trace amine-associated receptor 13c-like. The transcript has a single exon. Gene Ontology annotation, molecular function: trace-amine receptor activity. The coding region runs from base 1 to 1032 and encodes 343 amino acids. Gene Ontology annotation, cellular component: membrane. NCBI's taxonomy places the organism in Eukaryota, Metazoa, Chordata, Cladistia, Polypteriformes, Polypteridae. The record is from RefSeq and is a predicted model, not a curated record. Gene Ontology annotation, biological process: G protein-coupled receptor signaling pathway.